Messenger RNA from Angiostrongylus costaricensis, 1959 nucleotides. NCBI's taxonomy places the organism in Eukaryota, Metazoa, Nematoda, Chromadorea, Rhabditida, Metastrongylidae. The record is from the annotation of a GenBank genome assembly.
AUGCCGCUCUUAGUGGUUACACGGAUAUCCACGUUCUCUAUACUUUUUAUCAGAAGAACUUUCUUUUCUGUUCACUGUGAUGUUUUGAUAGUUCUAAAAUUCAAGUUCCCAAGUUUCUCAUUCUUUGUUGAUAUGGACACGAUUGAUGUCAGCAAUCUGAAUCGUCAGUUUCUUUUCCGUCGUGAGCAUGUCGGAAGAUCCAAGGCGGAAGUUGCCGCGGAAGCAGUUCAUCAGCUUUGUCCUUCUAAUUAUUUUUUUUUUCAUUUCGAACUGUCAUUCAAAGUAAGGCAUUUUAGUACGAAAUUCAGCAUACAGUUCUUUCAACAGUUCUCUUUGGUGAUGAAUGCGUUGGAUAACCGAGAAUGUGCCACGCAGCAAAAGUUCCGCUCAUCGAAAGUGGAUCCGCAGGUGAAACCAAUUGUGCGCGACCUCACAGCUUGUUAUGAGUGUGAUCCGCGGCCAGAACAAGAGAAGACAUACCCAGGCUGUACGAUUCGAAACACUCCGAGCGAACAUAUUCAUUGCACUUCAGCCUAUUGUGCGUGUAUUCAUACAUUUUGUUUAAGUCAACUAUUCGGUGUGCUCGAUGUUGAUGCCGAGAUCUCUCCUGAUUUUACCGACAAAGGAGUUGGUGCUGUUGUCAUCAGCAAUGUCGAUGGUGUUGGAGUUGGUCCUAUGGAGGAAGGACAGGAAGAAAGUAAAACUAAUGGCGUUGCAUCAUCUAAUGAUAAAAGCAUGACAUUCGAGAAACAGAUGAGUACGCGUGAAUGGGCUGAAACUGUGAAAUAUGAUCCAGAGAAGAUUUUUGACAAGUUGUUUCAUACUGAUAUCAGCUAUUUGUUGCGGUUGAAAGGUCUGUGGUGCGAACGACGUCCACCUGUUCCAAUCCGAAAAGCUGAUAUCGUGACGGCUUGUGCUUCUUCAUCUACAUCAAAUGUAUCAACCUCCACGUUUGAUGAUAUGAAUAAGGUGUGGUCAUUGGCGGAGUGUGCGGAAAUAUUUUGCGAAUGUGUCGUUGCUUUAAGCCGACGUAAGAAUGACGAGAAUACAGUUCUCCAUUGGGAUAAAGAUGACGAAGUUGCUAUGCGGUUCGUGGCUGCGUCCGCCAAUAUACGUGCAAGCAUUUUUGGGAUUCCUUGUAAAUCACUGUUUGAAAUCAAAUGUAAGUUUUGUUUUCUCAUUUGUCACUCUGGUUUGAAAGUCAUACAUCGAGCUUAUUCUUUUAUUUUUUCCUGCCUUAAUUCCUUGCGACUGGUUUUUUCGCUGUCCUUUUUUAUGAACGAAGUUUACCUUUCAGCAAUGGCUGGGAAUAUUGUUCCUGCUAUUGCGACUACGAACGCAAUAGUUGCUGGUAUGGUUGUGGUCGAAGCGGCAAAAAUAAUCGCAGGAAAUUUUGAUAAACUUCGUUGUGUUUUUACAGUGAGCGCACCAAAUGCGAGAGGAAAGUCUGUCACAGUGAAAUGCCAAAGUUUCUUUUUUACCAUUUCGAAACCUCAUGCCAACCAUUUUUCAUAUUUAUUAUUGAUUCUUCCACAGAUUUUGGUGGAUCAUCCUCCAUUCCCAUCCAAACCGAGUUGUUUUGUUUGUUCGGAUAAACGCGAAUGUUUUGUUCGAGUGAAUCUUGAACAGAUGACUGUCAAAGCUCUACAGGAUAAGAUUUUAAAAGGAGCACUGAACAUGGUUGAACCUGAUGUUAUUGACGUGACAACAUCUCGCGUAAUUAUAAGCAGUGACGAAGAUGAAACUUCUGAUAUUGAAUCGAAAACAUUGUCUGAGCUUUCGCUUAGAAAUGGCUCGGUGUUGCUUUGUGACGAUUUUCGUCAACAACUUGAAUUCAAGUUCAUCCUAAGCGAGUGCAAACUAAAAGAAGACACUGAAGAAGAAACUCGAAAGAGGAAGAGCGACGCUGCUGCUCAUCUGCAAGAUGGAGAGACUGCAGCUAAACGUGUUAAACUAUAA